Messenger RNA from Betta splendens (Siamese fighting fish), 3986 nucleotides. It is a transcript of the gene myo1eb, whose product is annotated as myosin IEb. Gene Ontology annotation, biological process: vesicle transport along actin filament; actin filament organization. Bases 257 to 3547 code for a protein of 1096 amino acids. The record is from RefSeq and is a predicted model, not a curated record. Gene Ontology annotation, cellular component: plasma membrane; vesicle; microvillus. The transcript has 27 exons. Gene Ontology annotation, molecular function: microfilament motor activity; actin filament binding; ATP binding. NCBI's taxonomy places the organism in Eukaryota, Metazoa, Chordata, Actinopteri, Anabantiformes, Osphronemidae.
CGUGGCUUCACCUGCCCACACCUGCAGAGAGUUGAGAGACUGAAGACUGAAGGAAGGAUUACGGGACAAAUCAAACUGAGACAAAUAUGUCACAGUCUGUAGAAUCAAGCUGACUCCACCAAACCGAGCCGAUCUGAUCUGGACUAAAGUGAUCCUGCUUCAGUCCAGGUCUGCCUGGAUCCACCGUCUCCACCCAAGACGUGUAAGAUUUCUCAACUUGUAGCUGAAGCAGGAAGUGUGGGACGGAGGAGCAGACAUGGGCAGCAAGGAGCGCUACCAUUGGCAGGCUCAGAACGUGAAGGUCAGCGGCGUGGACGACAUGGUGCUGUUGUCCAAGAUCAACGAGGACGCCAUCACAGACAACCUGAAGAAGAGAUACAUGGACGACUACAUCUUCACCUACAUUGGUCCGGUUCUGAUCUCUGUGAAUCCAUUCAAACAGCUUCCGUACUUCACCGACCGAGAGGUGGAGCUCUACCAGGCAGCGGCUCAGUACGAGAACCCGCCACACAUCUACGCCCUGGCUGACAACAUGUACAGAAACAUGAUGAUUGACAUCGAGAACCAGUGUGUGAUCAUCAGUGGUGAAAGUGGAGCUGGAAAAACUGUUGCUGCUAAAUACAUCAUGAGCUACGUGUCGAAGGUGUCUGGAGGCGGCGACAAGGUCCAGCACGUUAAAGACAUCAUCCUGCAGUCCAACCCUCUACUGGAGGCCUUUGGAAACGCCAAGACCGUCCGCAACAACAACUCCAGCAGAUUCGGUAAAUACUUUGAGAUCCAGUUCAGUCGUGGAGGAGCGCCUGAUGGAGGCAAAAUCUCCAACUUUCUCUUGGAAAAAAGUCGAGUAAUUUCCCAGAAUCCUGGAGAGAGAAACUUCCACAUCUACUACCAGCUGCUCGGAGGUGCUAGUGCAGAACAGAGGGAGAACCUGGGGAUCACGACACCCGACUACUACUACUACCUCAACCAGUCAGGAACCUACACGGUGGACGACAUCAGCGACAAGAAGGAGUUCUCUGACACCAUGGGGGCCAUGUCAGUCGUGGGUCUUUCUUUGGAAGACCAAGACUCGGUUCUCCAGCUCGUUGCAGGAAUUCUUCACCUUGGGAACAUCAGCUUCAGAGAGGAAAACAACUACGCUGUAGUGGAAAGCCAGGACUUCCUGGCGUUCCCGUCCUACCUGCUGGGCAUCCAGCAGAACGGCCUGUGCAGUAAACUGACCAGCAGGAUGAUGGACAGCAAGUGGGGCGGGAAGACCGAGUCCAUCUCCGUCACGCUGAACACGGAGCAGGCCUGUUUCUCCAGAGACGCCUUGUCCAAAGCGCUCUACGCCCGACUCUUCGACUUCCUCGUUGACUCUGUGAACAGGGCCAUGCAGAAGGAGCAGGAGGAGCUCAACAUCGGCGUGCUUGACAUCUACGGCUUCGAGAUCUUCCAGCAAAAUGGGUUUGAGCAGUUCUGCAUCAAUUUUGUCAACGAGAAGCUGCAGCAGAUCUUCAUCGAGCUCACCUUGAAGGCAGAGCAGGACGAGUACGUCCAGGAGGGCAUCAAGUGGACGCCUAUCGAGUAUUUCAACAACAAGGUCGUCUGUGACCUCAUCGAAUCCAAAGUGAAUCCUCCAGGAAUCAUGAGCAUCCUGGAUGACGUGUGUGCCACCAUGCACGCGAAAGGUGAGGGAGCCGACCAGACGAUGCUGCAGAAGCUCCAGGGACAGAUUGGUUCGCACGAGCACUUCAGCAGCUGGAACAAGGGAUUUGUUGUCCACCACUAUGCUGGGAAGGUGUCUUAUGAUGUCAGCGGCUUCUGUGAGAGGAACAGAGAUGUGUUGUUCAACGACAUCAUCGAACUGAUGCAAAGCAGCGAGUUUCCGUUCAUCAGAGCUCUGUUCCCCGAGAACCUGGAGGCCGAAAAAAGAGGACGGCCGACCACAGUCAGCAGCAAGAUCAAGAAACAGGCCAACAGUCUGGUCCAGACCCUGAUGAAGUGCACCCCUCACUACAUCCGCUGCAUCAAACCCAACGAGACCAAACGUCCACGUGACUGGGAGGAGAACCGGGUCAGGCACCAGGUGGAAUACCUGGGCCUUCGGGAAAACAUCCGAGUCCGUCGAGCUGGAUACGCCUACCGCCGGGUCUUCAAUAAGUUCCUGCAAAGAUACGCCAUCCUGACCAAGGAGACCUGGCCUCAGUGGAGGGGUGACGAACGCCAGGGGGUUCUGCACCUCCUGAGCUCUGUCAACAUGGACCAGGACCAGUUUCAGCUGGGAAAGACCAAGGUCUUCAUCAAAGCUCCUGAAUCACUCUUCCUGCUGGAGGAGAUGAGGGAGCGAAAGUACAACGGCUUUGCCCGCGUCAUCCAGAAGGCCUGGCGUAAACACAUCGCCGUCCGCAAGUACGUCCAGAUGAGAGAGGAAGCCUCUGACGUUCUGCUGAACAAGAAGGAACGUCGCAGGAACAGCAUCAACAGGAACUUUGUGGGAGACUAUAUCGGGACAGACAACCACCCAGAAAUCAGACGCUUCGUCGGCCGCAGGGAGAGGAUCGACUUCGCCGAUGUCGUGGUGAAAUACGACAGAAGAUUCAAGACGGUAAAACGGGACCUGAUCCUGACGCCGAACUUCCUGUACCUCAUCGGCAGAGAGAAGGUGAAGCAGGGUCCAGAUAAAGGCCAGAUCCAGGAGGUCCUCAAGAGGAAGAUCGAAGUCAACAAGGUCCAGUCUGUGUCCCUGAGCACUCUCCAGGACGACUUCAUCAUCAUCCACGAGGAAGAGUACGACAGCGUCCUGCAGAGCGUCUUUAAAACCGAGUUCCUCAGUCUGUUGGUCAAACGUUAUCAGGACAAAACCAAAAAGAAGCUGCCUCUGAAAUUCAACAACCUUCUGGAGUUUAAGGUGAAGAAGGGCGGCUGGGGCCCCUUCGUGUCUGCGGGCUCCAGGCACAUUCAGUUCCAGCCGGGUCAAGGCGACGACGCCGCGCUGAAGCCUAGCGGGAAAGUUCUGCAGGUCUCGGUCGGACCAGGUCUGGCCAAGAACUCCCGGCCAACGAGGAAGGACAAUCGCAAGAGCCGCUACAUGGGAAACCCGUCUUCACGUAGCAACCAGUACAACGCAGGCCCGCGCUCCAGAGGCAGCGCCGCUUCCAGGGGAGGCCCGUACUCCAGAAGCUCCAUGCUGAGGCAGCAGUCCAGCAUGGACCAGCCCACUCUGCCCCGCAUCCAGAGCCAGCGGCGUCCCAGCAUUCGGCCUCAGAACCCCGAUAUGGGCUUCAUGGACGUCCCGGAGCAGGGGGCCGCAGGGCUGCAGCGGCGCCGAUCCAAGGAGGUGAAGCCUCUCCCCGGAGCAGGUCUCCCCAAACCGGCUCCCAGGCCGAAGCCGCGCUCUCCUCAGUGCAGAGCUCUUUAUGCCUACGACGCCCAGGACACCGACGAGCUGAGCUUCAACGCGGAUGACGUGAUCGACAUCAUUACUGAAGAUCCGUCUGGUUGGUGGUUUGGCCGGCUGCGGGGCAAAGAGGGGAUGUUCCCUGGGAACUAUGUGGAGAAGGUCUAGAUGUUCUGUAAUAAAAGGAGAAUCAGAUCAACAGCAUCCAGCGAACGCAUCGUCCUCGGAGGUCAGAGGUCAGCUCCUACGACCCGAUGACACCUGGACUGUGUCGUGUAACACUGUGAACAUGUGACUUCAGUCUCUGAGAGGCACCAACGUAACAUCAGUGUUACCAUGGGAUCAAGACAUGCUAGAGGCCCUUGGACUUUAUUGCAGCCACAACAUUAAAGUAUUUACUUGGAAAGAUUUUUCAGAUAAUGUAAAUUUUAUUCUGAGGCUAAUGUAAAACUCCAGAUUUCUGCUGAUGAAAGAUGAGGUAAGCGGUUCUGAAGGUUGGAGAUGAGAAGUACCCUGAAAACACUGUUGUAAACUUUAAAACUAACCAAUCUUUAGAUUUUCUUAAUAAAAACUAUGGAGAGUGAUUAAAAAUGCAUAAAAAUUCUAA